AACGAAACAGCAGAACUUCCGAUUUGUGGAUAGAGUAGCUGCCAUGGAAGAGCCGUUUCUGGAAAUGUUGAAGAACUGUCAGAAGCAGAUUACCGAUGUGGAAAAGACGCACGAUGCCCUUAUCACUUGCUGCGUCGUGUACACGUUCGCCAAGGAAAUCGCGGAUAUUAAGAGCAUGCAGAUGAACGAUUACGGGAUGGGAAAGUUGCAGCGUGUGAGAUUGGUUACUGGGGAGAAGGUUCUGCCAUUGCCUGUAUGGAUGGAGAGCGGUGUGACCCUUGAAGCAUAUUUUGGGCGGAAAUCUGCCACAAUUCAGAAACAUUCCUCGGGCGACAAUGACAAGCAGGGCUUCGAAGUUUCAUGGCACGCCAAUAUCCAGUUGGAGCGUGUUCCGUCUGGAUGCACGGUGGAGGCUGUGAAAGUGGCUUUUAUUAAUCCAGAUUCCAAAGGCAGUCCAAUCGUCAAAAUCGGAGCAUCGGGUAAUAAUGCCAGCAGUGCUUCCUUUAUCAACUAUAAGCUGAAGAACAUCAAAGGUCAGACAUAUUCCGAAUGCUGCCGUGAACUGGGUAUCUUUCGAGAAGCGUAUUGCUACGUAACUCUCCGCGUGCCCUUGCGACUUUUGAUUCGUAAACAACUGCAGCCGUUGCGGUCUGAUUUGGCGCCACAUGCGCUUCCGACUGGAGAAGGCAACUAUGACGGUAAUGACAAAGUAAUCCUGAAGUGUGGACAGUCCAGUGUCAAGGUGUACCGGCAUCUCUUGGUCAACAUCUCUAAAGAAACAGAAGCAAUUUUUGGGAAAAAGAGGUUUGGACAAGUGAGUGUGUACGAGAUGGAUGUAAGUAAGGACGUUGUGAUGGCUGUCCUGGGUCUGGUGGAACCGGCAGAUCGGAAUACCCAUAUCCCGAUUACUAUUCACUGGAUCCGUUUCAAGUUGCGCCUUCGUUCCUUUAUGGGUUGAUGAUGUUGUCCACGGAGUGGAAUGUCCCAAAGGCAAAAUUGUGGGCACAGAUUUUGUUUUUGGAACGUCUGUGUUCACCGAGUGCCGACCUGCAGCAGAUUUCUGCCGUGGAAGCUUUGAAAUGUAUCAAAAAAGGCUACGAGUCAAACAAGGACCAGAUCGGGAUGAAAAUGGCUUUAGUGGGAUUUACGUUCGUUCUGCGAGAUAUGAUUCCUGCGGGGAAUGUACCGCAUUCAAUACGCUGUUCUCUGGACAUGGUCAUUUUCACUGUCUCCCAUGACUCAAAUCUGAAAAACUUCUUCCAGACAGCGGAAUCGUUAGCCGGAAGUAACGCUAUGACAGUUGGCGUCAUUAGUUUGGCCGAAAAAUUUAUACGCAUCAAA
This is a messenger RNA of Paramacrobiotus metropolitanus, 1341 nucleotides long. RefSeq lists its product as uncharacterized. Lineage: Eukaryota; Metazoa; Tardigrada; Eutardigrada; Parachela; Macrobiotidae. The coding region runs from base 44 to 958 and encodes 304 amino acids. The transcript is spliced from 2 exons. The record is from RefSeq and is a predicted model, not a curated record.